AUGGCAGUCGUGGCAGCCUUCCUCCGCAGGCAAGGGAUCCAGGUAUUCCCUUACCUGGACGAUUGGCUCAUCAAGGGCAGGACCAAGGCACUUGUGGAGGCUCAGGUGGUCUUCAUCAGGCACACCUUCAGCUCCCUCGGCCUCUUAAUCAACAAGGCCAAGUCCACUCUUUCUCCAACACAAAGAAUCGAGUUCAUAGGAGCACUUCUGGACUCGACACAAGCCAGAGUAUAUCUCCCAGAGGCCAGGUUCCGAACUUUGUCCAACAUCAUUCUCGGCCUCCAAAGUUACCCUACCACCACAGUAAGAAGCUGCCUCAAAUUGCUAGGGCACAUGGCAGCACCAAAUGUGACUCUGGAUCCAGAUACGGCUCAUCGUGACCUCGUCCUCUCUAAGGAUCAGAAAAGUGUGAGAUGGGGAGACACACGGCCGGAUCUGCCCAACAACUCUGAGAGAUUUGACUCUGUGCUCUGUGUGCUGGGGUGUGAGGGAUUCAACUCGGGGAGACAUUGCUGGGAGGUGGAGGUGGGGGAUGGGCAAUACUGGGCUGUGGGGGUGGCCAGAGAGUCUGUGAGCAGGAAGGGACGGAUUGAGCAUAACCCUGAGACGGGGAUCUGGGCUGUGCAACUGUGGGGGGAUGAGUUCCGGGCCCUCACUUCCCCUAUAAUCCUCCUGCCCCUGAGCCAAGUCCCCAGCAGGAUCCGGGUUUGUCUGGACUGUGAUCAGGGGCAGGUGACAUUUUUCGAUGCUGGUAAUGAGACCCUGAUCUUCACUUUCCCACCCGCCUCUGUCCCUGGGGAGAGAAUCCGACCCUGGGUCUGGCUGGGGUGGAGAGCCCAGCUCAGACUGUGUCCCAUGUGGGGGAGGGAAUAUCCAACUGUGGCUAAAUAA
Messenger RNA from Trachemys scripta elegans, 891 nucleotides. RefSeq names its product butyrophilin subfamily 2 member A2-like. The record is from RefSeq and is a predicted model, not a curated record. The transcript is spliced from 2 exons. Gene Ontology annotation, molecular function: protein binding. Lineage: Eukaryota; Metazoa; Chordata; Testudines; Emydidae. Bases 1 to 891 code for a protein of 296 amino acids.